Cynara cardunculus var. scolymus (artichoke) is the source of this 1186-nucleotide messenger RNA. Its product is annotated as cyclic pyranopterin monophosphate synthase, mitochondrial. The coding region runs from base 279 to 971 and encodes 230 amino acids. The transcript has 4 exons. The record is from RefSeq and is a predicted model, not a curated record. Gene Ontology annotation, biological process: Mo-molybdopterin cofactor biosynthetic process. Lineage: Eukaryota; Viridiplantae; Streptophyta; Magnoliopsida; Asterales; Asteraceae.
UUUGGUAGCAUCUUACCGGGUAAGUAAGCAAUUGAAUGUUAGCGUUAACCGGAGCCGAUCUUCUCGUUUCAAUUGUCGAACUUGGUCUCAUCUGCACAUAAGGAGUCGAGUCGGAGUUGCGGAUGGACCGAUGAGUUAUAUAUACCAGAAGAGAAGGAGAUAAUCGCAAAAAAGCCUCAUCUAGGUGUUAUCCGAAAGUGAAUUGUUGAAUCGAAAUCGCUGCACAGUUAUUUUCUCUACACGGUCCAAGGUGAAUCAAAGGGAGCUUCUCCAUCAUCAUGUUUCUUCGUGGGGCAGCAUUGAUAUUACCCAAAUCAAGAAGGUUGUUUAACAGUAGCAGUAGCCAUGAUCUUGCCAGCACUAUUGCUGAGCUCAAUAAGGAGAUGGAAUUUGUUUUUGGUGAAGCUCCACCUACAAGUCUUGCUGGUUCCAGUGAAAGUCAACCUACGGAUCGAGAUUCUCAAUCUAUAUCUGUAGAAAAAAUCGCAAACGAAUCUAAGUUGACCCAUAUUAGCACGAAAGGUGAAGCUCAAAUGGUGGAUGUCUCUCACAAGGAUAUUAGCAAGAGAGUUGCUAUUGCUAGUUGCAAGGUUAUUUUGGGGAAGAAAGUAUACGGUUUAGUUUCUGCCAACCAGCUUGCCAAGGGAGAUGUCUUUAGUGUAGCGAAGAUAGCUGGAAUAACUGGAGCGAAGCAGACUAGCAACCUUAUCCCACUAUGCCAUAAUAUCAAUCUAACACAUGUUCGGGUUGAUUUAAGAUUAAAUCCUCAUGAUUAUUGUGUUGAAAUAGAAGGUGAGGCCGCUUCAACCGGGGAAACCGGGGUCGAGAUGGAAGCAAUGACAGCAGUUACCCUUGCUGGCUUAACGGUGUAUGAUAUGUGUAAAGCUGCAUCAAAGGAUAUUCAGAUUACGGAUGUGCGACUGGAACACAAAACUGGAGGGAAAAGUGGGGAUUGGUCCAGGGAGAAAUGAUGAUUGUUCAAAUAUAUAAUCUUCCUAUGAUCAUGGCGGGGGGAUGUCUUAUAGUUUGAAAGUUACAAGUCUACAACUCAGUGGAUAGUCUCCGACUAGUACUGCCGUAAAUGUUGUACUUUGUGCUUCAAAAGUUGUACCUUGUGCUAUGAAGAUUAUACAUUAGUAUUGUGUUUGGUUUAUUAAAUGUUUAUGGGGUAAGCGUUUAUAAGUAA